AUGGGUUCCGACGGACAUCUCCACCAUAGUCGUCAUGCUGUCACGGGUAAAACUGUGUACACCGGAGCGUCAGAGGUGAUUGCAAGCGAAGUGAGUGACGUUGGAGCUGGCGGACAGAUCCUCAUCACGCGGCGGAUUGCCGACUGGUUGAUGACCAACAAAGACGUCUUGCCAAUAGAUUACUCUGUCGAUUACCUUUGUGACUACAUGGUCCCACAGGUUAACAUGCACGUGGCAGUGUACGAAGUGUUGCCUGAAGGACUCGCUCGACGCAAGAAGAUAUUCGCACAAGACCAAAACAGCCGCAUCCCGCACAGCGCUCUAACCGAUCCGCCCUCGGCUCCACCAUACUGGAGAGCGGUCUGGAGACGCCCAUGGGCUCACCUACUUUCGUGGUUCCAGACACCUCGGACUCCUUCCUCAAUGCCUUAG
This is a messenger RNA of Phytophthora infestans T30-4, 432 nucleotides long. RefSeq lists its product as uncharacterized. The transcript has a single exon. Bases 1 to 432 code for a protein of 143 amino acids. The record is from RefSeq and is a predicted model, not a curated record. NCBI's taxonomy places the organism in Eukaryota, Oomycota, Peronosporomycetes, Peronosporales, Peronosporaceae.